AUAAGCAGUAUGUAGUAAGGAAUCGCCGACAUGGCGGUCCUCUUCGCAGCGUAACAUACGGUACACGCCGGGAGGGAAAAAGUACAAAGUAAUAAAGAUUCCCUUCUUCGUAUGGCCGGGCCCAUUUUAGCCAAAACAUUGUUUUCUUCUCAUCUUCAUCUUCCCCUUUUCCGGAUCUUAUUGUUCUCCUCGUCCUGUUUCACUCUUCCGAAAACCCGGCUUUCGGUUCCCGGAUCACGGCCUUCACGGUCGCUGGUCGUGCUCCUUCGUCCAGUUUUGCCCGGCUUGGCUUUUCCCGGCAUUGGGGAAUUCGGUGCGGCGCAGUUUGUUGCCAAGAUGAAUUUGUCUCUGGGUCGAUCGAUUUUUGCGUGCUUUGCCGACGAUGCUUAUCGUCCUUUACCGUCUCACGUGACAGGGUUUCAAUCCAAAGACCAAACCCCUUCUUUUUCUUAUUCCUCACUAGUGCUUACUCAGUACUAAGGUCAGGGAUGCGGACCAAGUUUUGAGUCCAGUGUCUGACGAUGGGCCUGCAUCUCUUGUUUCUCUCAUUUGGUCAGGGAAUUGCAAAGUUUUCGUGCCAGU
Molecule: messenger RNA, 582 nt
Organism: Sodiomyces alkalinus F11
Lineage: Eukaryota; Fungi; Ascomycota; Sordariomycetes; Glomerellales; Plectosphaerellaceae
Exons: 1
Coding region: 112-480 (122 amino acids)
Source: RefSeq, a predicted model, not a curated record